Molecule: messenger RNA, 810 nt
Organism: Lodderomyces jiufengensis
Lineage: Eukaryota; Fungi; Ascomycota; Pichiomycetes; Serinales; Debaryomycetaceae
Source: the annotation of a RefSeq genome assembly
AUGACAAAUAACGUUAGAGGAUAUCUACAAUUACAUCCUUUCCAUUUAGUAGGUCCAUCACCAUGACCUAUUUUUACAUCAUUUAGUUUAAUGGAUUUAGCUUUAUCUUUAGGUUUAACAUUUCAUGGUUAUAUUGCAAAUAACUUAUAUAUUGGAUUAAGUAUUAUUUGUGUAUUAUAUAGUAUGACAUUAUGAUUUAAAGAUAUUAUUGCAGAAAGUACAUAUUUAGGAGAUCAUACUAUUGCAGUAAAACGUGGUAUUAACCAAGGUUUCUUAUUAUUUGUAGUUAGUGAAAUUUUAAUCUUUGCUUCAUUAUUCUGAGCUUAUUUACACUCAGCUUUAAACCCUACUAUGGAUUUAGGUAUGAGCUGACCUCCUGUAGGUAUUGAUGUAAUAUCUCCAGCUGAAUUACCUUUAUUAAACACUAUUAUCUUAUUAGCUUCCGGAGUUACUAUUACUUAUGCUCAUCAUGCUUUAAUUAAUGGUAAUAGAGCUAAUACAUUAUAUGGUUUUAUUUAUAGUACUUUAUUAAUCGCUUUAUUCGUUAUGUUCCAAUUCUUAGAGUAUAAAUAUGCUGGAUUUACUAUCACUGAUGGAGUUUAUGGUUCAACUUUCUAUUCAUUAACUGGUUUACAUGGUUUACAUAUGAUUAUGUUAACUAUAAUGUUAAUUAUCUGUACUUGAAGAGUUUAUAACUAUGAUUUCACUAAUACAUCUCAUGUAGGAGCUGAAACAACUAUCCUAUAUCUUCAUGUUCUAGAUGUUAUCUGAUUAUUCAUCUAUAUUAUCGUAUAUUGAUGAGGAUCAUAA